Messenger RNA from Exophiala xenobiotica, 4455 nucleotides. RefSeq lists its product as uncharacterized. The transcript has 4 exons. The record is from RefSeq and is a predicted model, not a curated record. Lineage: Eukaryota; Fungi; Ascomycota; Eurotiomycetes; Chaetothyriales; Herpotrichiellaceae. Gene Ontology annotation, biological process: mRNA splicing, via spliceosome. The coding region runs from base 484 to 4437 and encodes 1317 amino acids. Gene Ontology annotation, molecular function: protein binding; U2 snRNA binding. Gene Ontology annotation, cellular component: nucleus; U2 snRNP.
CUCGACAGGGAAGACCCCUUCCAAAGACACCUUCUUCUCGUCUUCGCAUUUUCAGCUACUCCAUUACUGUGACGUCCUUUCGCCGACACAAGACAACAGAUUCAUCCAAACUCGGCUGAGCAUUGUCACAAGGGGAGAAGCCUUGACAAGGAUAGACGUCUAUGGCUAUUCAAUUUGGGCCGGGUGCCUGAGCAAAGAGGCUUAACCCCUCGCCAUCAUCAUACGACGACAACACCCAUCAUGUCGCGAUAAAUUGGGUGCUCACGACAGAGACAUAAAUACUUGCAUUACCUGUCCAUAACACCUUCAGCUGUGCCGAUACAACGCUUUGCAGACACCGCCAGCCAGGACCUGUACAGCGUGCUUUGUUCCCUACAGCACUUUUCUUUCCAGCAAUUAAGGAUCAAUAAACGGCCAACGCUCUUAGAGAAGGGCGCGUGCUGGUAUCCAGAUUAUCUUCGUUUGCUUUUGUCCACUGUGAUUAUGUCGGGCAUGAAUGGGUCAAAGAGGGUCAACUCUCCAAAGGUGGACAGCACUCAACGUCGGAAACGAACGGGCAUUCUUUCGAGAACUCUCAACUCGAGCUCAAGCAUCCGAUGGAUCCUUCCGGCAAGAAUAAGAUCACCUUCAAAAGAGGAUGUUGUGUUUGUUGGGGCGACAUUCGUUCAACUUCACGAGUUCAAUGAAACGGGCCAAUUGGUCAACACGACGGCGAAGCUGGACUUUGGAACUCAGAUAACCGACGCGAAAGUCAUUUCGGCGGAUGUGGAGGUCAUUCCCACCGUCGAUGCGAUCCUGAAACAAGAGAGAGAUCAAGAAUAUUACAAUAUACGUGGAGAACCAGUCGGCGAUACCGACCCGGCACAGAUACUCGUACUCGUUACUGUUGACAACGACUUGAUCUAUGUCUACGCUAGAGAAGACGGCAGUGGAGACGUCAAACUCAUCUUCGCGAAGAGACCUCUGCUCAGAGGAGCAGGCCUGCCGUCGAGCCAGUGUCGAUACGUCGCUGUUGACUCACAGUAUACCCCUCUUCAGUCCCCCCCUGAUGGUGGUCCGCUGAUUAAGCUCAGGUCUCGUGCUCUUGCUGUUGCCUCUCCUGCAGGAUACUUUGGCAUUUUCAAGUUACGUCCUGUUGAUGAGAUCAGAUCCGAGAUCGAUGGUUGGGAUCCUCUGAAACAUGGUUCGUUCCGACCCUCAGACGAGCAACGCUUCAUCCAAGUGAACGGAGAUAUUUUGACAAUGACAUUUCUGCCCAGCCCCGAGUCGGACCCUGAGAGAGUGGUGCUUCUUCUCCUGGCCUACUGCGGGGAGGAAAUUCAGACGACACAUCAAUACCUAUAUAGCUGGGACACCCGAUCCCCACUUCAGACGAUACGGCCGAUGCCCAGUAGCGGUCGCGCACUGGUAGAGCCCAGGCUACCUUCGAUGCUCAUACCCUCUGCCCGGCCUUAUUCAUUCAUGGUGGUCAUGGAGACCGGCGUCUCGUAUUACGAGAACGUCCAUACCAGUAAUACCAAACGGAUUCAUUGUCCCUUUGGGCAAAAGGCUGCAGGCUCUUUUGAAUGGGUCCAAUGGGCUAAGCCUAGACGUCACAAUGCCUACAAGGAAAAGCGCGACGACAUUGUCUUGGUCAGAGAAGAUGGCCUGCUUCAAUACUUCCAGAUCGAAAAGGCUUCGAGUGCAAAAUUCAACCUGAACUGGACGAUCGGCCGUCUUGGUAUCAGAGUCGAUACAGCUUUUUGUAUGCUUGCUGGGCCCCCUGGCAAAGGUGGCGACAUCUUCAUAGUUGGCGGCAGCAUGACGGAUGGAGGUGUUUUCCAUGUCUCUGCAAGGGGCUCUCCAGAAUGCACUCAGGUCAUUGAAUCAAUCUGUCCUCUUCGCGACAUGAUUCUUGGUCCAUCCGGCAUUGAGCCGGAUGGACCGUGGUCGCAGGAGAGCCCGGAUCGUCUCUAUGCAUGCUGUAGUCGGGGUCAUGGACCUGGAUCACUCUUUCAUAUCCGAUAUGGCUUGGAGGCUCAAGUUGGGUGGACUGUGCCUUUCCCCGAUGCUUCCUUCAUUGACCGGAUGUGGACACUGGAAUUGCCGGAUCAAACCGAACUCUUGGUCCUUGGAUCACAGCCAACCCAAACAACAAUGGUGGCGUUCGAACUCGACACCCAGGAACUGUCAUUCACGAAUUCAGAGAGUCAUCCUGGGUUUGACUUCGAAAAUCAGACACUGGCUGCAGCUGUACUCGACCAACGAUUCAUCAUUCAGAUCACAACGGGAAGCGUUAACCUGAUGCCGACUGGACGGGAUGCCCCGUUGUCUGAGUUCUUCCACAUCAAAGGAGAAUUGCACCAAGCAGCCUUAUUCGAAGAGGAUCGCAUGCUCGUGACAGCAUCUAAAGGUGCUUCAGGCUACGACAUAUGCCUGGCGGCUAUCUUGACUUCUGCAGAUGGUGGUGCUCAAGUGAGGCCGGCGACUCCCACGCACCUGACCGAUGUACCGACUGCCCUCUGUUGUUUGAAGUUGCAGAACUCAUGCAUAGUUCUGAUAGGAACCGACAGUGCAAAAAUACUCGGGUAUACUAUCUCUCGAGAUCUUUCGAUGGAGCUGGCCUUCCAGUAUGAAGUUCAGGACUUCGAUGCCAGGAUUGAGGGCUCAGCGAUAAGCUCCUUGGUUGCGCUUCAACAAAGUAUCGAUGGCCCAGUCCUUGUCCUCUGUGGGCUUCGUUAUGGCAUUAUGCUCUGCUUGGAGCUCAGGCUGGAAACGGGAUCGCUGGAUGUAACUUUUGACGAUAUGUACAAACUUGGGUCGACUUCGGUGCAUAUCUUUGAGGAGACCGUGUUCUCGACGCAUUCUAAGGCAUCGUCGGCACUCGUCCUCUGUCAAGCCGAGGUGCGUCGUGUCACGCUCCACUGUAAUGCUUCUAUGGUGGACUACACCCUCUCGUCCCUAUGGAUCACGAAUCAUUCUGAACCAUCAGCGCAAUUUACGAUCAAUGCGCUUCAUCGUGUUCCGAAGCUGUCCUCUCCUCACCAAGAUCCAGGCGGUUUGCUGGUCUGCGCUACCGAAGACGAGCUCUUGUUCUGCUCCCUCAUUGCUCAGGAACAAGGCGUCACCAGAAGAACCCCUGUUGACGGUGCACCUCGACAUGUCCUAUACUCAGACUAUCUGCAGAAGUUUGUUGUCGCUUUCGAGAAUACCCAUCUGCUGACUGGCCUCUCUCGCACUAAACAGCCUGGUGGAAGCCAUUCGCGCGGUCGGUUGCAGGUGCAAGCCAGCGGGAAUAAGGAUUCUGUGCCUCCACGGAAGCUCCAGCAGGUUGGCCUUCAGAUAAUCGAACCUAGCAUGGAAGCCUCACUGGACGAACGACUCACAAUUAUUGUGACCGAAGAGACCAACGAGAGCGUCAAUGCAUUGAUUCACUGGGCACCCACUGACGGCCAGCAUCACUAUGAAUGGUUCGUUCUCGCUUUGGAACAAAAAGAACCAGGAUUUCCACAAUGCAGUGGUCGUGUUGUCUGUGUCAACGCCAAAAACCUUAGCAAGGGCGUACCAGAUUCCAAUCCAAAAGUUGCGUUCAGAAGCCCGGACCGACCUGUCACAGCCAUUUGUGCUUACAAGAUGUCUUCUCUCUUGAUUGCCGUUGGAACGGAGCUACAUCUCCAUCAUCUGGACUUCGCCACUCGCAAGUGGAAGACCCUUUCCAAGCACCCUUUGCCGUCUCACGCUAAGAGAAUCUCUUGUCAAGGUUCACUCAUAUUCGUCGCCACGGCUCUACAUUCACUGUUUGUGUUGGUAGAGCGUGACAACAAGCUGUUCCAACAUAAGUCCGACAACAAAGCGAGAUCAACCAUGGAUGUCGUUCCCUUUGAUGGCACAUCUGCGAUCUUUUCUGCCUGGAAUGCAGGCACCACUGAUAUCAUGGCUUUCUCUGGGUUUCGCAAGGACGGCGAAGAAGAGCCUUACCCUUUGUUCCACGCCAACUUACCACUGCUGGUCGACAAUCUUCUUCUGAGUCCAAGCUCAGGCUCAAAAGGCCAACGACAUCGCUUCUAUGCCAGUGCUAGCGAUGGCACGAUUUUCCAUUUGUCCCUGCUCGAUGAGAACGAGUGGGAGCUGCUGCAUUUUCUGGAACAGACAAGCUAUCUGGAUAAGAAGUCGAUCAAGGCUGUGCCUAUUGUGAAGAACGAUGUCGACGGUGACGAUGUCGUUAUUCGGCCUCCGGGUAUUCGACUGACAGAUAUGCAUGUUCGAGGUGACCGAUUGCUCAUGAUGAUUGAGGAGGGACCGUAUAAUCUGCGAAAUGUCUUGAAAGGGGAGACUCUGGAGACCUUCAAUGACUUGGCUUACGAAGUGUUGGGAGCCAAGAUGAAUCGGGUCGAGGCUGUCGCUGUGUGGCUGAGGAAGCUGCUUAGAUACCCAUCAAGGUCGACCCCUCGUACGUGACGCUCAGGAAUAUGUAAU